Cladophialophora psammophila CBS 110553 is the source of this 1122-nucleotide messenger RNA. RefSeq lists its product as uncharacterized. The transcript is spliced from 2 exons. Lineage: Eukaryota; Fungi; Ascomycota; Eurotiomycetes; Chaetothyriales; Herpotrichiellaceae. Bases 1 to 1122 code for a protein of 373 amino acids. Gene Ontology annotation, cellular component: cytoplasm. The record is from RefSeq and is a predicted model, not a curated record.
AUGGCGCCGACGCCGGUCACCAUCAUUACAGGCUUUCUAGGUGCCGGAAAGACAACAUUGAUACUGCAUCUUAUUCCGCAACUUCCACAGACCUACAAACUCGCGCUGCUGAAGAACGAGUUUGGCGAUGUUGCCGUAGACUCACAACUUGCUGGCUCGGCCUCCAUCUCGGGUGUCCGCGAACUCUUGAACGGAUGCAUUUGCUGUAACCUCGUCGGCCAACUGAGUGAUGCCCUUUUCCAGCUCAGGGAUUCCGUUGCACCCAGCAGAAUCAUCAUCGAAACGUCCGGCUCCGCCUUCCCUGCUACCCUUGCCAUGGAAGUUAACCGUGUAUCACGAGAGAACCCAGGCUCAUUCACACUUGACGGUGUCAUCAGCGUCAUCGACGUCGAGAACUGGAAAGGCUACGAUGACACCAGUUACACGGCAAAGAUGCAAGCCAAGUACACCGAUUUGAUCGUCUUCAACAAGUGGGAGCUCGUCGAUGAGCGCAUGUUUGAGGAUGCGCUGGACCGUGUCGGCGAUCUGGACGUCCAAGUCGCUUGGGUCAAAAGCCAAAGGGGAUGGGUGGAUGUAGAAGUCAUCAUGGGCAUCGAUGGGGCCAUGGUUCGAGACGAAGGGUUGCGCGGAGCGAUCGAAUUCAACGAAGACAAUGCGUACGGAGACCACCACCACCAUCAUCAUCAAGAAGAAGUCGAAGUCCUGAGCGUCGUUCUUACUAAUGAGGACGUGACCAAGCCGCCCCAGAGUGUUGUACUGGAAUCCUUCGAGGACAUGCUCCUUUCUGCACCCAAAGAUGAAGUCUACCGCAUCAAGGGGCUUGUACUUUCCUCCCGACCACCGCCGGACUCCACCGGCGACCGGAAACCCAGCAUUGCGGUCGACUCCGAGGGCCAAAGUCUGUAUGUUUUGAAUUGGGCUUUUGGAAGGUGGACAUAUACGCCACUUCCUAGCACGGCUUUUAGUGCCAUGGAAAAAGCCAGCGCUCGCCUGACCUUCAUUCUAGCCAGGGGAGAAUCAGGCAAAUGGAUCAGACGACUAGAGAACGGUGACUUCAUUGCUCUCGAGGGGGAAGGAGGACAGAAGGAAAAGGGCUCGCUGAAGAUUGACAAGAUAGGGUAA